Molecule: messenger RNA, 4191 nt
Organism: Brassica rapa (field mustard)
Lineage: Eukaryota; Viridiplantae; Streptophyta; Magnoliopsida; Brassicales; Brassicaceae
Product: CLAVATA3/ESR (CLE)-related protein 3-like
Source: RefSeq, a predicted model, not a curated record
UCUUGUUCUAUAACAUUUAUUCCUCUUUUGGAAGCGUUGUAUGAUAUCAAUAUCGUUGUCAAAGUAGAAGCACGAUCCAGGUGUGGUUGUGAGUGAUAGUUUCCCUGAAAAAGUGAAAUAUUUGUAAAAAUUUAGUUUGACAUAAACUUUAUGUUUAGUUUAUUACCUUCAUGUAACCGUAGAAUGAUACUUGUGAUGAUUACGAUUUAGUUUUUCCUGGUAGAUAUGCGAUUUUACUCCCUGAAAUUAGACGUCUCCUUGUCCCACAAAGUUAAACGUACCAGUUAUCUACAAAUAAUUAUUGUAUUAUAUUUCAAAUUUUUUAUAUUUUCUAUAUAUCUAGGGUAUUAGGGUCAUUUUGGGCAUUUUGCUACAUGUCAUCUCUACAAUUAAAAAAAUAAACAUGAGACGGAUAAUUUUAUUUAAUGUUGGUAAUAUCUUAUGCAUCAUCUAUAAAAUAAAUAUAUAUUCAUAUAUACCAUUCCAGAUUUAGUAAUAUUAUUAUUUUUAUAUAAUUAUACAAUUUGUAUUACUAAAGCUUUUAAAAAUAUGCAAUUUUUAAACAUCUAAUAUCUAAUCGUAUGAUAUUUAGUUUCUUAUAUAUCUACAAAAUUUUAAAAAUAUUGUUUAGGCCAAAUGUUUGAUAAUUAUACAAUUUUAUAUCAUUUUUAUUAGUUUUAUAUAAUUUGAUAUAAUAUAUAUCAAAUCUAUAUUAAAUUUUAUUAAGAUAAUAGUAAAAUCUAUAACAUUUAAUAAAAUUUAUUUUUAAAUAUAAGUUAGAACAACACUAAAAACCUCAAUUGAAAUAGUAUAAUAAUGGGAUGCGUGAGAAGCUUUGUGAUUCAACACGCCUCCGGUCACUGUGGCGAAAGACUAAACAAAAGCAUGUAAUUUCAUAAAAUAGAAUGAGCUUCUUAGUUUUUUGGUAUCAUAUACCGUAAAUGGAUAUUGGGCUGACUUCAGUAUUGACUGGGAUUUAAAUAAAUUGUUUGGGCUUCGUAAUUGACAUGGAUAUCAGCCCAGUUUGAGAUGAGCUGUUAGAUUGAUUGGCCAGGAAUUUUUUUGCAUAUGUGGCACACUUUAGAAGCCUUUAAAAUAGCUCCUUUUAUAUAGUAGGAUUAUGUAAUUUGGCUAAUCCUAGCUGCAAGAGUAAAGAGUUUCCUACUCACUGAAUAAUCCGCAAUAAAAUGUCACUCACAGCUGAGGUUUGAAUCUUGAAAAUGCUAAAUUUACAGAUAGAUUAAAAAAACAGGUCAAUGGCGCAAACCAGCCAAGAUUAAAAUAUUUGUAACUUUUUCGAUUCGUAUCUUUUAGACUAGUGCUUAUCGACGACUUGUUUCUACUCCAAUGAAAAUCAGUUUAGUUUAUGAAUCAUCCCUACUUUAUCCCAAGGGUUGCAUCUGUAGUCAGCUGCUUAUGUCGUCCUACUCUAGAAUUUGAAGUGGACGUGGGUGGCGGCAACCACUUAUAAGUUAACUGUCGUACAUUCAUAAAGUAUAGUAAUAUAAUACAUAAUCAAUGAACAGUUGAGGCCCUGGUGGACUUUAUAUAUUCAUCGUUUAAGGUUGUAGAUUGGUGCCGACUCUGAACACGUCAUAAGCUAUCUUCAUUGGUUGCCGAUAUGGCUCCGUGACUCCUUCAAACAAAAAACCUGAAUAAACGGUUGAGUAGUCACUGUACAUUUAGGUUCUAUAGAAUUGAUAUUUUCUCUUAACUUUUUCUUCUUUACGUUUAGCUGCUCUUAAUUAAGCUGUUAUUUAUUUAUCAUAACUAGUAUUAGGCUAUUAGCUACCGCUUUUGUUUAGUCGUUUGUCAUUGUUCUUAUUUAUAUAUAUUGUUAUAUGCUCUCCAAACUUUCUAUUUUUAUCGGUGUCGCCCAAUAUGAAAAAAUUAGUUAAUUAGUUUGACAACUUGACAUACCAAAUUUCCUUACGAAAUUAUGUUAUGAUAUUAUAUCACGUCGACAUAACAAGAUUGGUACAAAAACAUACACUUUGUCACUUGUUAACAUUUGAGAAAACUAUUGUUUCAUAAUUACUAAAGUCUUACCUUUAUACCCCAAAACAUGAAAAUAUGAUAUGAUGGAAAUGCAUGCAAGCCAUGCAAUUAAGAGGCUAGACUAUGUGUAUAUCUGACUAGAUUCCAACUUAAUUAGUAGCUACUACAAAUAUAAUUUCUUCAUAAAUCUAGGUGUCUCAGCACUAAAGCUAUAGCUUAACAGCCUUAUAGGUCCUUAACUAUAUAAACCCAUGGAUGCUAGCGUCUAUUACAGAGAUCAAUCAAUCGCAUUAACACUUCAAAGACUAUAUAUAUACAUCUUAGCUUUAUUAAGAGAGUCAUCAUAUACUAUGGCAAGUGUAAGGAUAUGGGUCUGUCUCGUUUUGCUUAUACUACUCGAACUGACCUCAGUGCACCAAUGUCGAUCUUUGGUCGUAGAAGAGCGACUUUCCGGUUCAAGUCGUGUGAUGAAGAUUAGAAGAGAGCUCUCUGAGAGGCUAAAAGAGCUGAAUGCUAGGUUAGAAGGCGAAGGGAAGAUCCUUGGCAAUACUCUUGACUCGAAGCGGCUCAGCCCCGGUGGUCCUGACCCAAGGCAUCAUUAACAAAGGAGGAGAGAAACAAAAUUCUGCAGUUGUUAUUGCUGGGAGAUGUUUUAAUAUUAUUACAACUUUUUGACUAUAUAAUUGUAACGGUGUAGCUAGUGUUUCGCUGACACCAGCUUAUAAACAUUCAAGCUCUAAUCUGACAGAUGUGUGACGUAAAGCAGCUUGUUUGAUCUAUAGAAAUAUGUGAUAUAUUAUGUUUUGAUUUCUGUCUCUUUCCAUUGAUGCGUUUCUGUUUACAUUAUCUCAUUUGCAUCGUCCUGGUUAUUUGAGGUUAGCUUCAUGUGUCGUCUUGAGAUCUUAGUAAUUAGAGAAAAUGGAAAGAGUAUUGUGCAUGCAUGCAUGAGAGUUUUUGGCCACAUAUUCAUAUUGAAGUCUGACAGCAUUAACUUCAAAUCAAAUUAAAUACGAGAUAGUUCACUAGUAAAGGGAGAAAUAAUUACUACUAGGUGACCGGUCCGCACCCUGUGCGGGCAUAACAAAAUUCAAAAUAUAGAAUAAAUAAUGUAUAGUUUUCGAAAUAACGGAUUUUACAUUAUAAUAUCACCGUCUUUGCGAGAAAGCAACAGCCAUGGAGAAAAGCUGGUACUCAAUAUUUGACAUGGACGAGAAGGACAAAGUAACUUCAGUAUCAAGAGGCAGUUAUUGUGUGUAUGUAUAAUUGCAACGUCCAAAAACAAUUUGUGUGUUUAAAAAGAAAAUUUCAAGAGGGAUUUUAUAUUGUAAUAAGGUAAGUCAUUACAAACGAAUUAAGAAUUUAGAAACAUUAAGGUAAAUUGGCAUUUAAAAUUUCAAUAAAUGUGAUAAUAAGGGCAAGAAAUGUUUAAAAUAAAUAAGAUAAUUUACAUUUAAACUAUUCAUAAGUUACUUUGCAACUUGCACAUGUCAAAUCAGAAAACGACAUGUGCAAUAGGAAAAGAGCUGAAAAAAAAUGAUGAUAUAGCUCACCUUCCCAAAGAACAUAUAAAACCUCUUAUAAUAAUUUAAAACAUCUGAUAAGCCAAUAUAAAUAAUUUUAUAAAUUUAUUUAUAAUUUAAUAAAUAAUUUAUAAAGCAUGCAUGGAAUUUGUUAGACAUUAAUAGUUAUUAUGAUACUUUAUAUACAAAUAUAAGGCUUUAUAUACGUAUAUAAAAUCAUUAUAUCAAUUCAAAAUAAUCAUUUUUGUUUCUUGUCCCCUAGACUAUAUUUGCGAAGUGAUUUAUACACAUGUUGUCAUUACAAUCAUUCUCGCUGAAAAAAAAGAUGACAUGACACUUGAAAUAGAUGACAUGGUUUUAGAAAAUAGUGACAUGACAUCAUAUUAAUUGUGAGAUGUAAAAUUUCCUUAUAAAAAUUUAAUUUUUUUGUAUGGAUUUUAAAUAUGGUAAUAAAAAUAACUCUUAUACCAUCAUUAAUGUCAAUUUUCCAUAUAAGUAUUUAUUUAUGGUAAACUAUUAACUAUAUUAAUAAUUCAUAUAUCACAAUUAAAAUAAUAGUAUAUAUGUAUAUAUAUGUAUCUCACAUUAAUAAAAAUAAACUAAAUAAAGUAACACUAAUCCAAAAAAACAUUGAUAGUUAAAUAUUUAAACAUUAUUUAAAUUUAUCUUUUCA